GCGCGCAUGCUCAGUGGCCCGCCGUGUUGGGCGAUCAGCUGAGCUCUCGCCGGUCCUCUUGCGGAGACUCGCGCGGUCGCUUCGCCUUCCUGGUCCAGGAGAACAGUUAAGAUGGAUUUCUCCAAGCUUCCGAAAAUCCGUGAUGAAGACCGAGAGAGCGUGUUCGGCUACGUCCAUGGAGUGUCGGGACCUGUGGUCACCGCCUGCAACAUGGCGGGCGCAGCGAUGUACGAGCUGGUUCGAGUCGGCCACAGCGAACUGGUGGGGGAGAUUAUCCGGUUGGAGGGCGACAUGGCGACCAUCCAGGUGUACGAAGAAACCUCUGGCGUCUCUGUCGGAGACCCCGUCCUGCGCACUGGCAAGCCCCUGUCGGUGGAGCUGGGCCCCGGCAUCAUGGGAGCUAUUUUUGAUGGCAUCCAAAGGCCCCUGACAGACAUCAGCGCUCUCACCCAAAGCAUCUACAUCCCCAGAGGAGUAAACGUGACGGCUCUCAGCAGGGACCUCAAGUGGGAUUUUGCCCCCGUCAAAAACCUGCGGGUUGGCAGUCAUAUCACCGGAGGAGAUAUUUAUGCCCUCGUGAAUGAAAACUCUCUCAUCAAGCACAAGAUCAUGCUGCCUCCACGGAACAGGGGCACAGUGACGUACAUCGCUCCACCUGGGAACUACGAUGCGUCUGAUGUUGUGCUGGAACUGGAGUUUGAGGGCGUGAAGGAGAAGUUCACGAUGGUCCAGGUGUGGCCCGUACGGCAGGUCCGUCCCGUCACUGAGAAACUGCCUGCCAAUCAUCCUCUCCUGACUGGCCAGAGAGUCCUAGAUGCACUUUUCCCGUGCGUCCAGGGAGGCACGACAGCGAUCCCUGGGGCUUUCGGAUGCGGAAAGACUGUGAUUUCCCAGUCUCUGUCUAAGUAUUCAAACAGUGACGUUAUCAUCUACGUGGGCUGUGGAGAACGAGGAAAUGAAAUGUCUGAAGUGCUCCGAGACUUCCCGGAGCUAACGAUGGAAGUGGAUGGCAAGGUGGAGAGCAUCAUGAAGAGGACGGCUCUCGUGGCGAACACCUCCAACAUGCCUGUCGCCGCCAGGGAGGCCUCCAUCUACACCGGGAUUACCCUAUCCGAGUAUUUCCGGGACAUGGGCUAUCACGUCAGUAUGAUGGCAGAUUCCACAUCCAGAUGGGCGGAGGCCCUUCGAGAAAUUUCCGGGCGUCUUGCGGAAAUGCCCGCUGAUAGCGGUUACCCGGCCUACCUCGGCGCCCGUCUGGCUUCCUUCUACGAACGGGCUGGCAGGGUGAAGUGUCUGGGGAACCCGGAGAGGGAAGGGAGCGUCAGCAUUGUUGGAGCUGUAUCUCCUCCUGGUGGUGACUUCUCUGACCCAGUUACCUCUGCUACCCUGGGCAUUGUUCAGGUGUUCUGGGGCUUGGACAAGAAGCUGGCCCAGCGGAAGCACUUCCCGUCUGUCAACUGGCUGAUCAGCUACAGCAAGUACACGCGCGCUCUGGACGAGUAUUACGACAAGCACUUCCCGGAGUUCGUCCCCCUGAGGACGAAAUCAAAGGAGAUCCUGCAGGAAGAGGAGGAUCUUGCCGAGAUCGUACAGCUGGUGGGAAAGGCUUCCUUGGCAGAAACGGACAAGAUCACACUGGAAGUUGCCAAGCUCAUUAAGGACGACUUCCUGCAACAGAAUGGCUACACCCCCUACGACAGGUUCUGUCCAUUCUAUAAGACUGUGGGGAUACUGUCCAAUAUGAUUGCCUUCUACGACAUGGCGCGUCGAGCAGUUGAGACCACGGCCCAGAGCGACAACAAGAUCACCUGGUCCAUCAUCAGAGAGAACAUGAGUGAAAUCCUCUACCGGCUCUCCUCGAUGAAAUUCAAGGACCCAGUGAAAGACGGAGAGGCAAAGAUCAAGGCAGACUACGCCCAGCUCUUUGAAGACAUGCAGAAUGCAUUCCGUAGCCUGGAAGACUAGAGCCGCGACUCUGUCCCCGGAGCCCCGCUUUUGACUGUGUUCUUCAUCUCUGCCCUCUUCGCUUUGCCAUGGAUAGAAGAGAAAGAUGUACAUUUCCCCUGAAGAUUACUUUUUAUCUCAACAAACAUUCCUUUUUAAGUUUCAUAGCUUUGCAGCGCAUGUAUGUGUUAAGUCUGAGCUGUAAAGCAGGUUUUGUAAAAAUUGAAAGCCUCCCCUUCUCUGCCGGAUGGGAGCGAGCGAUGUUUCAGAGCGCAGCUUCCUCUUAGGAGGAAGAACCGCAGUCUUAUGUACGUGUGGCGUGAGGGCAGUAGAGCUAUGCAUUUGUGGCCAUUCUGAUGCUUUAGAGAGAACACCAACCAAUUGCAUUUCAGUAAUGCGUUGCCGCUGUGAGAAAGCAAGACCUCUUCUGUUAAUUGCUUUGCUGUUAAUAUUCCUUUAGCCGGCAGGCUAAAAAAAUCCGCAGGUGUGGAACUGUCAAUGUGGGAACACACUACAACAUCCCGUGUGCCUGUCUCUGAGGAAAGGCAGCUUGUUUUCCUAGAUGAAAGCAUGUCUGAGAGAGGGAUUGGAACUGCUCCUCAAAACCAUGGUUAAUUCGGUCUUCUCUGUAGUAGGGAUACUUCCUGCUGCCUAGGAGAGCACUUUCGAUAACGUCUGAGUGACGCUUCGUAACUUUUCUCCCUUUUCUGCAUGACAAAAAUGGAUCAGGAAGCCAGUCCUUUCUGUUCCGCCUCCUGCAAUGCUUACUUUCCCCGCACAAUCACCCCAGAGAAUCUUGACACUGACACUCGUUUCCCCAGAAACUGGAUGACUUUGGGAUGUACGUUGGCCUUCCUGGCCUGUGAUCUGCAAAAUCCAUAGGAAGACCACCUUCGCUUAGCUUCUGUUGUGAGUAGUAAGAGUUUUGUACUACACAGUUUCAUUGAGGAAGGGAAUCUCGGUGGGCGGUGGGGGGGGGGUUCUUCUCCAAACACCCUGGCACUAAUGCAUUGUUCUCUCUUUCGUCGAUUGUGGAGGGAAGUCUUGCAGGAUCAGAAAUAUCGUUUCCCCCCACAUAGCGCAGUAUUUUGGAUGGGGCUGCUAGUAACAGUGAGGGGGUUGCCAGGUAGCCAGUAAUCGCAGGCUCUUGUACGAUGACCAAGUUAAAAACCUUCCUCCACCCCGUUCUUGGCAUUUUCAGUGGGGCUGUCUUACUUGUGUGGACCAAGGCCGCUGCUGUUUCGUGCGACACCAGUUCAGAUCCAGGCCUGGAGUCCAGCUGAGCCGUUCAGUGUUUUUUUUCUCCAAUCCGAACCACCACCACCCCUCCACUUCAACCGAUCUCUCAAUGUCAUCAUGCCGUUUACAAACAGUGGUAUGCGAAAGGCGAGCGCAAAGCCUUCCCUCUUAAAAAACAAAACCUUAUGGACUGUACUGUCACCGCUGUACUGUGUUGUAGUAUUUCAUGCAUAGGGAAUAGAUCAUGUUACUCCAAGAGGAUAUUUUAAAACUUUACAAAGUCGACCAACGCACCUAUUUAUUGUGCUGUAUCUAGCCCAGGAGCGGCCAGUUCAGUUUCGUGUACAUAUCUUUUUUUUUUUGGUCUGUUUUGUGUUUUUCUGUGUUGGGGUAAACUGAUGUUCACCGUGUUGCUGCAAACUCUCUGGCCCACAAAAAAGUGGGAGGAGUAAGAGGCUGGGCAAAUACAACUCUUCUCCUGUAUAGUAAGUACACUGUCGCUAGACGUUGCGUACACUUGUUCAGGUCACAAAGAAUAAAAAGUGGAUUUCAAA
This is a messenger RNA of Heteronotia binoei (common prickly gecko), 3737 nucleotides long. RefSeq names its product ATPase H+ transporting V1 subunit A (gene ATP6V1A). Lineage: Eukaryota; Metazoa; Chordata; Lepidosauria; Squamata; Gekkonidae. Gene Ontology annotation, cellular component: lysosomal membrane; proton-transporting V-type ATPase, V1 domain. The record is from RefSeq and is a predicted model, not a curated record. Gene Ontology annotation, biological process: proton transmembrane transport; ATP metabolic process. The transcript is spliced from 15 exons. Gene Ontology annotation, molecular function: ATP binding; ATP hydrolysis activity; proton-transporting ATPase activity, rotational mechanism. The coding region runs from base 112 to 1965 and encodes 617 amino acids.